Molecule: messenger RNA, 2461 nt
Organism: Pelagomonas calceolata
Lineage: Eukaryota; Pelagophyceae; Pelagomonadales; Pelagomonadaceae
Source: the annotation of a GenBank genome assembly
UAGCUAGCGGCCUGUAAGAUACUAGAGAACAGGCGCAAAGUUGGGCUGCGCGGUGCAAUCAAUAAACCGCCGCGUGGUUAGCCUGCCGAAGGCGUCCGACACUGUCUCAGAAACCAGCGGAAGCGGCCCAGCCAAGGCUCUUCGCCCGCGCGGCCGCAAGGGCUGUAGACACGGGCCGCCUCUGAAAAGUCCAAAAGCACGCGCCAGCGGUAGACGCCAGCCGACGCGCCCCGCAACAAAAUGCGCGCCUCGCCGUCCACGGCCGCGCGCCAGACCAUGAGCGCAUUGGAAAUGGGCGACCUCGACGCCGACGCCUUCGGCCAGGCGCCGGUGUCGCUGCGAUUCCGGCACGGGCCGCUCGAGGACCGGUAUCGGAGCUAUCGGGCGCGGCGAGCGAGGGAGCUGGGCGCGACGCCCUGGGUCACGAGAUUAGGCAUGCUCGUCGCGCGCGUGCUCGCGGAUGUCGUGGAUGGUCUCGCGAGGAAGCGAAGCUGGCACCGCUACGAGUUGCUCGCGACGGGCUUGUUCGGCAUUUGCGUGGUUGCGCUGUACUUCGCUUCUAGACAUAUCAAGAUCGCGUCGGGUGAUGGAAGUUAUGAGAAGUGGUGCGCCGCGGUGUUAUGUCUAGCGGUCCUGCAGGCGGUCCAAGUAGUAUUGGCGUUCUCGUUCUUCGGGGACAAGUGGUCUCGACCGUAUUACCUAGGAUUGGACGUGGCCGUCGACGCCGGGUUGUUCGCUUUGUGUUUUGGAUUGCACUUGGUGGCGAUAGCUGGCGCCUUAGCAUGCGACUUUGUUGCGUUAGGGAUUGGCCUGGGAACCACAAAACACGCUCGAAUCUAUCCCCUGCUGUCGGCGGCGGUGUUAGUUGUGGCCUUCCUCGUAGUAGCAAGGGCCGCCGACCGGCAAGCGAGGCAGCACUACGUCGAAUCUUUAAGGUUUGACGCCAAGCAAAGUCGAGAUAUGAGGGGCAUCUCGAACCCCUUCUCCACGGUCAACCUGGCCGCCUGGCUCUUCCCCUCCGAAUCGAGGAACCGCGAGGAGACCCCGAACAACCGCCCGUCCGCGGACCUCGCGUCACCAAGCAUCUCCAAGUCGUCACUGGCGGCCAUGGUGCAACGGAGAACGUCCCAGUCCCAGCCGCCGGCGCAACCGUUUGCCUCAUUACCGCCGCAGCCGACGCUCGCCAAAAACGGCGAGGAGGAAAAGAAGGAACCUGAGGUUCCGGCGCCGAAGCCUCCUCCCGCUGUUGUCAAGAAACCUAGACGGUUCGCCACGCUCCAGUCGUGGCAGAUCGACUACGAGCGGUUACGAGUUGUUGCCAAAAUUGGCGCCGGGGCCGCGGGCCAGGUGUAUCAUGGGGAGUUCUUGGGCGCGCGCGUGGCGAUCAAACAAUUAUUUAGUUCCUUCAUCGACCCGUCGAACUUGGAUGAGUUUAGUAGGGAGGUGACUCUGUUACAUAAGCUCAAGCACCCUCACGUGUUAACGUUCUACGGUAUCUCGCGCCGAGACGUCUACUGUUUCAUCGUGACGGAGUACUGCCCCUAUGCUCUAGAUGCGAUCUUGUCGGGUGGUAGGGUCGCGGAUGAUGUCCUGAGAGGCGCCAAUGGCAAGCCGCGACAGACGCCGCGAUUAACCGUAGCAGCCAGAACAACUAUAUUGUAUCAAGUAGCAUUGGCCUUACAGUACCUCCACGCCGAAAGGGUAUUACACCACGACCUGAAGCCGGGCAACAUUCUGCUGGACCGGGACUUCACCGCUAAAGUAUCAGAUUUCGGACUGGCCCAACUCGUCGCCGACACUGAAGAUGUUGUAUCUAAGGGCCCCACGAAGGCACCUAGAAGGAUGUCCGCCGGGGCGACGGCGGUCUAUGCCGCGCCGGAGAUGUUACUUAAAUUACGCGGAAGGUUUAAGGAUCGGCCCGACCGGGGCGAGAACUCGUCCGACUCUACCAGAGAUAUGUCCGAUUCAGGCAGAGUAGUGGCGGGCAACUUCGACGAAUUGUCGAAGCUCGAUGUGUUCGCCUACGCGAUUGUGUGUGCGGCCGUCUUUUCACAACGCGGAGACCCGUACCAUUUUUAUGUUACAAACGCGCGAUCUCCCCAAGCGCGGGAAGCGGACAUCGCGGACGCCGUGCGGGACCAGGGAUUGCGGCCCCAGGUCCCCGCGGCCCUACCGGAGGAGCUGCGGCCGCUGAUGGAGCGGUGCUGGGCGACGCAACCGGCCGACCGGCCGGCGUUCCGCGAGAUCGCGCGGCGGUUGAAGGCCGUCGCCGUGCGCCACGGGACCAUCGUGCCGACGACAUCUUCCAAACUGCCGCUCGGGCCGGAGGCGCGCGGCUCGGAGUCGUCGGCGCACUCGUCCUUCUCCGACGAAAGGGAAGACCCGCGCGCCAAGCCCGUCUACACGAGGAAAGCUCACCUGUACACCUGACCAUUCUGAUGUAAUAAUUCGUAUCCUUAGU